Messenger RNA from Owenia fusiformis, 5071 nucleotides. The record is from the annotation of a GenBank genome assembly. Lineage: Eukaryota; Metazoa; Annelida; Polychaeta; Sabellida; Oweniidae.
UGUGAAAGAAGUUGUUCUGCAUGGCAAUUGAACCACACUGUGUUUUGCGCUGAUGCAUGCCAAGAAGAGGAUUACAAAGAUGGGCAGAUUCAACAGAAUCCAUGUUUAGAGGGAUGCAUUGCGGCCAAAGAUGAUUAUGUACAGAAAAUUAACGAAAGUUUGGGACGAUUAUCCGAGUACCCCAGACUUCUAUAUUAUACACUAAAACCAACUUCACUCACUCUAAAGUGGAAACAUAUUAUUCUUCCGAAUGUAACGUAUUUGUUAGUACGACACUUCCGGUUUAAAUAUGAUUCAAAAUGGCGACAUGAGGAAAAGGAAUUGGAUAUAGAUAUAACCACAUCGGAGAUAAAUGUAACAGAUCUACACCCAUAUGUGGACUAUAAGUUCCAGGUAAGAGUUGUAAUACUUGAUGACGUCAUACUCGACUCGCCAAAAUCACCACUCAUCUCGACUCCAGAACAUGGACGUCCUUCUUCCCCAGUCAUCAUAACAAAACUAGUCUACCCCAGUAGGAUUUCACUUUAUGUCACCUGGUCUCCUCCAUUGUAUAUAAACGGUCCAUUGGACAGAUACACCGUUACCAUAGCAACUGAGGAUAACAACGUCACCAUGGUUACAAAAAAUGUCAGUGCCAAUGUCAGAUCAUUUAGAACAUCAUUAUUGGACUACGUCCCUGGUGUGAUGUAUGGAAUAACUAUCGUUGCCUGGAAUAAGUUUGGCCACUCUCCACCAUUGGUUGCCAUGUUAACCAGGCAAAAGAGACAGAAAGGUGUACCAGAACCAGCUUAUCUGAUCUUCUACGAUGGCAAUAAACUAAUGAGGAAGAACCUCGACGACAUUCUCAAUGUACCAAAGGAGACCAUGGGUGCUGCAAACCACUCGAUAAAAGCUAAAGUGGUGUAUGAGAUGAAUGGACGUAAACUAGAAGAUAUUGCUAUUCAUGUAAAAACCGAGGAUGUUUACAUGGUAACAUCUGAUAACACGGUAGAAAUCAUCUCCAUGGUGACAUUUCAACAUAGCAACCUGUGUACAACAGACUCAACCAUUGUUUCUAUUGAUGUGGACUGGAUAAACCAUCACCUCUACAUAGCUGCAUCAAAUAAGGUUGUGCAAUGUACCUUGAACUGUACGGCAUGUAAGGUUGUAGUUGAACGCACCCAUGGGGGAAUCAGACAGAUCAAAGUGGAUCCUUAUAACGGGUUCUUCUAUUGGCUCCAGUAUCAGAAAUUACACCGAGUAGAUCUUAGUGAACUUCCGGUUAAGAAAGCAACAAUUUGCCCAAGUUUGUCACACAAUUCGGUGACCGAGUUCUACGUCGAUUACACAAACCGACGUGUAGUCUUUGCCAACGAAAAUAAUUAUGCAAUGUCAUUGAAUCACGAUGGGUCAGAGACGUCAUUCCAUGCAAACAUUUACAACGGACUAUCAUCAUUUAGUGACGUGACCAGUAUAUCUAUGUAUAACGACAAACUCAUUUGGACGAAUGGACAGGAGAUGUUUACUGAGCACUAUAUUGCAAAAGAAGACAAAUACGACCACGAUUCCUUCCAUAUAAAAGGGACAUUUGGGGGCAUUAAUGUUAUGCAUAAGUCACAACAGUUGAACCCAGAAAUCACAGUCGCUCGCAAUGUGACGGUCACGCCUACACUUCCAACAGAGUUGAACAUUACAUGGAAAGAACCCAGAGUAAUAAAGGGACCUAUUGAGAAACUAGCGUACAUUGUACAAUGGGUCUCUACAGGGAGAUCAGGUUCAUUAACACAUCAACAAAAGACAAAUUUACACGAAGUAGUGAUUAGGAACUUGGAUCCUGGUCAGCAAUAUAGUUUUAAGGUUAUUGCAAAGUUCAAUAUAUCAGACAGCUUUUCAUCAACCGACAUGGUCAAUGGAACAACAUUUGUGCAACCAUCGCCCAUAAUACUCCUUAAUGCUACGCAGACGACAGUGGAUGUCACGUGGUGGUCUAGUCCCGACAAUAGCAUUAAAAGACAUUCUAUAGAAUACACCGAACUUUCUUCAUCUGGUAAGGCGAUAAAAUGGAUAAGCCAUGAAAACGGAUUAGACAAGAUCAUCUUCACCCAGAACUUUACACAAUACAACACCAGCUUUACAGGUCUGAAAAUGAACACCAAGUACGCAUUCAGAAUAACUGUUGUCUUCAGAUCCGUAGAACAUUACGAUUGGCCAAAAGACACAAGAUACAACUUCUCAACCUUAGCUGAUAGACCAGAAGCCCCUGGUAUUCCUGUAUUUGAGACAUUGCGACCUGGAAUACACGAAGUAAAUUGGACGCCUAGAUAUGAUGGGGGUAGUCCCAUAAUUCAAUAUAUACUGCAGUACAGUGAACUUGGCAAUACAAACAGCAGCUGGAAAACUGUAUACAAUGGACAUGAUCCAAGAUGGGUAGCUAAUGACCUACCAAUGGAUGCUUACUAUACUUUCCGGGUCGCAGCAAAGAAUCUCAUUGGUUGGAGUGAUUUCAGUAACAACAGUUCUGCCAUCUAUACACCAAUGGCGGUACUAGCUGGACAGGAGCUUUCUACCACGCUUCCUUGGCCUGUGGUUGUUAUUGGUAUCACUGUCGCAGUGUUAGUUUUUGUAGCUGCAGGCAUAUAUGCAGUCAUCAGGAGUAAAAGAAAUUCUAAACAAGUGAUGCAUAAAAAAACUGAAUCUACAAACCAUGACAUAGAACUAGCUACUCUUAGAGACCUGUCACAUGUGGGACGAACACAAGCGAAUCCCCUUUAUAUAACAAACAUUAUACCAAAUGAGGAGGAUAUCGCUGCCCUGCCCCACUUUCCGAGACAUCUAUUGUCUCUAACUAAGUUCCUAGGAAGAGGGGCAUUUGGUGAAGUAUAUGAGGGUGUUGCUCAGGAUAUCAAUGGAACAACAGGACUCACCAAUGUAGCAGUUAAGACUCUGAAACCAGGCUCAACUGAAGCAGACAAGGACGAGUUUUUAAAGGAAGCAUUGUUGAUGAGUAACUUUAGACACCAACAUGUUAUUCAUCUAAUGGGGGUAUGUCUCGAUACAGACCCUCAGUAUAUCAUUUUGGAGUUAAUGGGAGGAGGGGAUCUCUUGUUGUUUCUCAGGUCGUCAAGACCUUCACAAAACGGCCCUGGUCUGCAGCUAUGUCACUUAGGACAAAUAUGUAGAGACGUUGCAAAAGGUUGCCAGUACUUGGAGGAAAUGCACUAUGUACACCGGGACAUUGCUGCAAGAAAUUGCUUGGUAUCAAGUGCAGAUGUUAACAACAUGAUCGUGAAGAUUGGGGAUUUUGGCCUGACACGUGACAUUUACAAAAACGACUAUUAUAGGAAGGAAGGAGAGGGUCUGUUGCCUGUAAAGUGGAUGUCACCUGAAUCAAUAAAGGAUGGCGUUUUUACUACGCAGUCAGACGUAUGGGCAUAUGGUGUAUUAAUGUGGGAAGUGAUGACGCUUGGACAACAGCCAUAUCCAGCGUGUACAAAUGUAGAGGUGUUUAACUUUGUCAGAGAAGGAGGUCGUCUAGAUAAACCAGAAUCUUGUCCUGAAGAAUUAUAUAAGUUGAUGACAUCUUGUUGGAAUAGUCACGCUGAUAUGAGGCCUUCCUUCACUCGUAUUUUAGAGAUCUUGAAACAAUACAAAUUGAAGACUGAAUCUCAACAGAAUGGUGCUUACAGAGCAAAUGGGCAGCAUGGUUCCCUGCGCCUAACCCCAACUGGGCGUAAGAAAAGACUUAGUCUUCUGUGUGCAGAAGGAAAAAAGGAACCCGCUGUAAUGGAAGACCUACUGGGGAGAACACAGGAACCAAUUGUGGGAAGACAAAAGCGAGCGGUGUCAUUUGAUGGAAAGUCGUCACAAUCAUACAGAAAAAGUAGCAAAAUUGAUGACACAAAUUAUACAAACAUGUCUGGGAAUUCUGGCUCAACUCCUAAAUAUCUGAAAGUGUUUGACGCCUCAUCACCAAGUGUGUUCCCUUUGAUAAGAAACAGUAAGAAAAAGAAGGCCCAGAAAACCGGAAUUGAUUAUGCUAUUGUGUCUCAUAAUAAGAAUUGCAGGCCCGAAGUGAAGGCGACAACGCCACCAUUUGAAAACCUGGUUAGCGAUAUUCCAACUGCUUUUAACCAGGCUAACAGACACACAACAUCAAUUGAAGAAGACAAUGAUUCCCCCAAUAGACUAACUGAUGCAAGACGGAGUAGUUUUGGAAAAGGACGAAGAAGAUCAAGGGAUAAUAAACGGGCAGUCUUAUACGCCCAGUUGGCCAUGGACGACCCUGAACAGGUGGAAAAUCAAACUCAUAUGAUGGAUCAUAUUCACAAAAGUCACGAGAUAUCCAAGAUGAGCGAUAUGGCAAACAAUAACUAUAACAAUGAAAACAUAAAUGAUGUGAGAAGUGUUGGAAAUGAUAACUACAAAGAGCCUGAUUGGAAAACCAAUGUGAACCCUAUUAGAUGUGAUACGACGUCGCCAAAGCAAAGGCCAACUCUCAGUUGUGAAAUGACGUCGCCAAAACAAAGGCCAAAUCAUUUACAGAAUGUGACCCCUCAGCUUGUAUAACUGUGUAAUUCAAAUAUGUUUAUACUUUAUACAUGUACCAUGAUACAUGCAGCAUGUACAUAAACUGUAUUUUGAUAUAUGACUAUUUCUAUGAUAUAUAAUCAUCUCACACCAAGCGUCAGCUUUCGCACAGGAUUAUGAAAUACUAUGUGGGGUUUUGAGUCUUUCUAGAUUCCGUUGGCCUUGUAUAAUAUUUGAAGUUCGUCACUUGAAAACUGUAAUGCCUGAUUCCGUUCAUUUUGAAAAUAUCUAUUUACAUAACUAAAAUUUACAAUUAAACAGGUCUAAAAUAGAAAUGUACAUUUGUUGUACCUCUGUAUUUCACCUACUAAACCUUACACUUAACAUACUAAGAUUGUAUUCGCGAAUGCAACUAACGACUGCCGGCUAUCGGAUUAACCUACUAUUUUAUUGGAAACUCAUUUAAAUAUGAAUAGUGCCUGCUGAUAUUCCAUUCAUGUUUAAAUGAGUUGGUCAUAAAAUACUAGGCUAAUCCGGUGUCAGUCGUUAGUUGCAUUCGCGAAUA